AUGUCCGUUUCCGAAAAAGACUUGGACCGCUUCUCGGCCCCAGCGACGGAGGAGGAGGCCGUGAUGCUCAAGUCGGACUGGACGCCAGCAGAGGAACUGAAGGCGAAGCGAAAGAUGGAUAUGAUUAUCAUGCCGAUUCUCACUCUCGGCUUCUUCUGUCUCCAGCUCGACAGAGGCAAUAUCGCCAACGCCAUCACGGACAGGAUGAUGCCGGAUAUCGGGAUCAACCAGGAUCAAUUCAACGUCGGGCAACAGAUGCUCUCCCUGGGUAUCGUGCUGUUCGAGGUGCCUGCCAAUAUGUGCCUCUACCGCUUCGGACCUGGUAGAUGGCUCACCCUCCAACUCUUCCUCUUCGGCAUCGUUUCCACCUUCCAGGCCUUCCAGACCGACUACGGAUCCUUCAUCGCCACUCGUCUCCUCCUCGGAAUCACCGAGUCCGGCUUCAUCCCCGGCGGUCUCUGGACUUUGUCGACCUGGUACACUCGAGAAGAGACAGCGAAGCGGGUCAUGUUUUUCUACUUCGGCAAUCAAUUCGGCCAGGCGUCGUCCAAGCUCAUCGCCUACGGUGUACUACACAUGCGCGGCGUCGGCGGCAAACCAGGAUGGUUCUGGCUCUUUGCACUCAUGGGAGCCUUCACCAUCCUCAGCGGUUUUGUCUUCGGCUUCUUCCUCCCAGACUCGUUCAAGAACCCUACCAGCACCUUCCUACCUCGGCGCAGACUCUUCACGGAGCGGGAGCUUCACAUCCUGCAGACGAGGGUAUUGAUUGAUGAUCCGAUGAAGGGGAAGAAGAAGUCGCACAUCGGCUUGGGCGCGUUCAAAAAGGCUUUUGGCUACUGGAGACUCUGGGUCCACCUCCUCAUCAGCUUUGCCAACAAUGGUCCUCAGCGAGCUUUCGACACCUAUUCCCCAACCAUCGUCGGCUCAUUCGGAUUCGGUGAUCUUCAGUCCAACGCUCUGGCGUCGGUCGGGUUCUUCCUCCAGAUCCCGGUAUCCUACGUCUUCAGCUACGUGUCAGACCAUUUCAACCUCCGCGGCCCCACCGUCAUGGUCGGUCUCACUUGCCAUCUAAUCGGCUACGUUUUCAACCUCGGCUUCACAGCUCUCUCCGAUCGUAAUGUCCGGUACUUUGGUGUCGUCUGGACUCAGGUCUUCGGCACCUUCUCCCAUCCACUCAAUAUCGCCUGGAUGUCCCUGACUGCUCGAGACUCGGAAGAGCGUGCUCUCGCCAUGGCUAUGGUCAUCAUGGGAGCCAACACAGCCGGCAUAUACGGUGCUCAGAUUUUCCGCGCCGACGACAGACCGCUCUACCGGCGCGGAUUUAGCAUAAACAUCGCCAUCCUAGCAGUUGCAAUUGGACUCGCAGCUGUUCGCUUCGUCGAUGAUCUCAGGCGACGCCGGAAGCAGAAAGGACUGAAUGAGCUGAGUGAGGAGGCGAGCAAUGAGGCUGGAGAUGUAGUCGGGGCUGAGGCGUUGUCGAGAUUCAGGGAGGAUCCGAAGGCGUGA
Molecule: messenger RNA, 1506 nt
Organism: Dioszegia hungarica
Lineage: Eukaryota; Fungi; Basidiomycota; Tremellomycetes; Tremellales; Bulleribasidiaceae
Product: putative MFS transporter
Exons: 7
Coding region: 1-1506 (501 amino acids)
Biological process (GO): transmembrane transport
Cellular component (GO): membrane
Molecular function (GO): transmembrane transporter activity
Source: RefSeq, a predicted model, not a curated record